Molecule: messenger RNA, 2927 nt
Organism: Myripristis murdjan (pinecone soldierfish)
Lineage: Eukaryota; Metazoa; Chordata; Actinopteri; Holocentriformes; Holocentridae
Gene: cspg5a
Product: chondroitin sulfate proteoglycan 5a
Exons: 5
Coding region: 424-2019 (531 amino acids)
Biological process (GO): cell projection morphogenesis
Cellular component (GO): synapse
Source: RefSeq, a predicted model, not a curated record
UUUCCCCCUUCCCAGAUGAUGAGAAGGCUGCUGAGCGCGCUGCACUCCGCCGUGCGUUUCCCCCCAAAGUGCCCAAAGCACUGAUCCAAACCUGACCGAGCCGCGGCCGGUGUGCGUCUGCUCCCCAAACACCCCCAGCCUCUGACCGCUAUUCUGUGGCGAUGGAGCCGUAACCAAGCCCCGCUGUGUUUAAUUGAACCAAGUGGGUGAAAUAGCAGCGAAUACAAGGAGGAGACCACAGGAGACCUAAGCGGCUAUGGAGGAGAAGCGCAGGGAGGCUGGAGUCUAGACGCGGAUAACAGGGCUGCACGCAAAAUCGAUAGACCGGCUGUCCGGAUUACCUUUGCCAUUGUCAAACAGUAUUAUUGUUAUUGUUAAAAUUAGAAAAGGGGUUGACUGAUCGUUUAUCGUUGCACGGCAAGGAUGCAGGGAAAGGAUCGGGCGAGGUUUUGCACGGGAUGCUGCUGGAGACUAAUGCUGCUGUCGUGCGUCCUGGCUUUGCACUUGAUCCCGCUGGUUGUCCACGGAAACGCUGUUGGGACCAACGCCACUGACAGCGCGUCCAAUGUCACCUCUCUGCUCGGCGAGGAGGAGGGGCCCGUCAAGGUCACCGAGGCUGUCGUCGCGGUAACCGGGGUGAGCGGCUCCGCCCGUCCCGACACGGCCGAUUCCGUGACCGUGAGGGCGGGCCGCAUCCCCCGCGCCGGCGAGGAGGACGAGCAGAGCAGUGGCAUGUUCGGAGAAACGGUGGUUUCCGCGGCGGAGGAAGUGGGCGUGGCGGCUCCGCCCCAAAUCAGCCCUGAUUCGGCCGAGACGGAGCACCUGCUGCCUAGCAACCCGCGCAGACAGGAGGUGAUGGAAGGAGAGGAGGAGGAAGAGGAGGAUCGCCUGCCGCACACUGACCCACCUUGGAUCAACGCCAAGGACACGGCCGUGUUUGACCUGGACCGCCUCUCCACCACCACGACCGCGCCCUCCGCUAACCCCUCCCAUCCCGACGUCCUCCACGUGGACUUCUUUGACCCCUCCUCCCGUGGGCGUGGCCUGGACCUGGCCCCGCCUUCUCCCUCCUCACUGGCUCAUGAGCUGCAGGGCGGCGACCCGACCUCCUGGGCCAUGCCAGAUAGCUACGACUACCUCACGCCCUACGAGGACGGCGUGUCCCCCACUGCCGACGAGUACACGUACAGCACCACGACCGACACCUACGAGAGCGACGAGGACCUGCGGCUGGCGGGCGGCUCCCCGCCCCGCUCCAGGCCACGCCCCCCAGGCUCCGGUUCCUUCGGCCCGGACGUGCCGCUGACUGGCGGGGGAGUCUCGGCUCCGGACGGCCCUGCGGCGGCUCCUCCCCCGGCCUCGCCCGUGGACGGGUCUGACGGGAUGGGCGGCUGCCGCACGGGCUACCAGAUGGUGAACGGAAGCUGCCGCUCGCCCUGCGACACGCUGCCCAACUACUGCUUCAACGGAGGACAGUGCUACAUGCUGGAGGGCUCGGUCUACUGCAGGUGUAACGUCCAGGAUUACAUCUGGCAUAAGGGCGCUCGCUGCGAGUCGGUGGUGACUGAGUUCCAGGUGAUGUGUCUGGCCGUGGGCGCCUCGGCUCUGGUGGUCCUGCUGCUCUUCAUGAUCAUCGUCUGCUUCGCCAAGAAGCUCCACGUGCUCAAGACGGAGAACAACAGGCUGCGCAAGCGCAGUAAGUACCGGCCUUCAUCGGAGCAGCACAAUGAUAAUUUCUCGCUGUCCACCAUCGCUGAGGGCUCCCACCCAAAUGUAAGGAAACUGUGCGACACCCCUCCUAACGUCCCCCAUGCCCGUGCAUUGGCUUACUAUGAUAACAUUAUCUGUCAGGAUGAUCCUAAUUCCCAGAACAAGCUGGAGGACCCGGUGAAGGCUCCGCCCAAGGAGGACGACUCCCUCAACAUCCACAACUCCCUGACCCCCAAACACGAGAACCACAAGGUCCUGGGCGAGGAGAACUCCUCGGAGGUAAACUCACUGCAGAACAACAUGAUGUAAAACAAAACAACACGACAACAAAACAGCAAACAACCCAACACAACGACACCGAAACGACGAGGCGUGCCGGCGAUGGGAGCCUGAAACCCCUCCCAGCUGUCUGAGUGCACCUAACCGGUCAACCAACAACCAACCAACCAACCAACCAACAACCGACCAGCCUGCCAGCCAGAAAACCAGCCAACCAGUCCAGUCUACAACCGUCUCCGAAACGGCAACACUGCCACCAAGCGGCCCAGGUCGCUGCAAAAAAAAGAAAAGGAAAAAAAAAAAAACUUACACCACCAACAUCACUGUCACCGCCACCACCGCCCCAGCUGAGAGUAAACCCCGCCCCCGUCCCGCCGUCGCCUAGCAACCCCCUUACAUCCACUCACACCCCUGCCUCGCAGCCCCGCCCCCCUUGUUGCUGUCACUCUACUUUUCCUGAUCUCCCUUACCUGCACACACACACACACACAAAUACACACACACACACACUGACAUGUAUAUGAACAUAGGCAGCAUACGCAUACAGUAAAUAAAAGAUAACCUACUUGAACAUAUACACAUUUACCUAUACACACACACACGCACACACACACCCUCCCCUGCCUGCAUUGGUGUAUUUUGUAAAAAUCAUACAGAAGUUUAAAAAAAAUGAAGUUAAACAUCAUUGUAAAAAAAAAAGAAGAUAAAGCUACUGAGAGGUUUUGAUGUUUGUCUGACUAAUCCAGUGAGUAUGUAUAAAUAUCGGAAAAAAAAUUUGCUUGGAUUGAUUUAAAAGAAGCUACACAAUGUGUCUUGGUUUUCAUUGAUGUGAUUUCUAAUCCUUUGAUGUACUUGUUUUAUUUUGUACUUUUUUGGGACUUCGAACAGAGAAAAAAAAGAGAUUUAGACAGUUGUUGAAAUAAACCUUUUUAACAUGA